AUGGAACAUUUUUUUGCUUUUCUGUACUUCUUUGGAUCACUUAUUCAUGCUCUGGCUCAACGCACUAUACCAGCUUCAGAGUUUCAUCUGGAUGGAGAUUAUUUGAUAGGUGGACUUUUUGAUAUUCAUCAUGUCAGUAUCCAUGUUUACAAUGACAGACCAGAAGCUGUUGACUGCUCCAGUCAACCCUUCCUUCUGCCAAAUUAUCGGAGGUUUCAGUUGAUGAGAUUCUCUGUGGAGGAAAUCAAUAACUCAACCAGCCUCCUGCCUGAUAUAUCCCUCGGCUAUGAGAUGUUUGAUCACUGCUCAGAUGCACAAAACUUUCCAGAAGUUUUCAACCUUAUCUCAGUCAAUGGACUGAUUCAACCGUGGGUUGAACCUCAAAAGCAACAAACAAAUAUUUCUGAUGUGUCCAAAGUGAUAGCAGUGGUUGGACCUUUUACAAGCACUCAGGCUCUGACUGUAACCCCAUGGUUCAUGGCUGAUUUCAUUCCUAUGGUCAGUUAUGGAUCUUCCAGUUCUGUCUUCUCAGAAAAAGCAAAGUUCCCCUCUUUCCUACGAACAGUGCAUCCCAAUAAAGAUGUCAUAGAAGUGAUUGUUACUAUUCUGCAACACUUCAACUGGCGCUGGGUGGCUUUCCUCAACAGUGAUAAUGAUUUUGGUAUUGAUGGACUGGAAAUGUUCAGGAAAAGGAUCAAGGACACAAAGAUCUGUCUGGCGUACACCAAAGGUCUCAGCAGCAAUACAGAUUAUCUUCAAAUAUUCACACAGAUACAGGCACAGAGGAUUAACACCAUUAUUGUUUUUGCCCCAAAACUGACUGCUGAAGCUCUCAUUAUGUCAGCAAUACAGCUGAAUAUCACCAACAAGGUUUGGAUAGCAGAUGAUGGAUGGUCCUUAAACAAGAGGCUCCCUAAGGAGAAAGGAAUCCAAAAUAUUGGAACUGUACUUGGGGUGUCUCAACCAGUCAUGAUGAUACCUGGGUUCAAUGAUUUUAUUUAUUCUACUAAAAGCCAGAGUCAUUGCCAAAAUCCAAAACAAAAAAUGUUUUGUAAUCAGGUAUGCAAAUGCAGCAAUGUUAGUACAGAAGAAAUCCUUUCUGUGGACCCAUCUUUUUCCUUUGCUGUUUACUCUGCUGUAUAUGCCAUUGCGCAUGCUUUGCAUAAUACCUUGCAAUGUGGGACUGACCGAUGUAAUCACAAUGUCACAGUAUACCCUUAUAUGGUCCUAGAAGAGCUGAAGAAGUCAAACUUUACACUUUUAAAUCAAGAUAUUAAGUUUGAUGAAAAUGGUGACCCCAAGUACGGCCCCCUCGCAAUAGUUUUCUGGAACCAGACUGGUGAUGCAGAGGAGAUUGGCUUUUACCAUUUUCACCCCUCUACAGAUUUCUUCAUCAACAACAGCAAAAUCAAGUGGAAUACAAAUGACGGUGUGCCUACUUCCCUGUGUUCCAAAGAAUGUUCUGCAGGUUACGUUAAAGAGCAAACUGGAAUCCAUCAAUGCUGCUUCACCUGUGAAAUCUGUCCAAAUGGAACUUAUAUCAAUAGCACAGAGGAUCCCUACAAUUGCAUCAGCUGUAAGGAGACAGAAUGGUCCACAGAAGGAAGUACAUCAUGCAAUCUGCGUUCAGUGGAGUAUGUCCCAUUCACUGACAUCGGGGCCAUACUCAUCAUAGCCGGGUCCUGGGCCUUGGAUGGUCUCACACUAGCUAUGUCUGCUCUCUUUGUCAUCAACUACAACACCCCUAUUGUCAGAUCUGCUGGGGGACCAAUGUGCUUCCUCAUUUUAGGCUGCCUCAGUCUGUGUAGUCUCAGUGUGUUCUUUUACUUUGGUAAGCCAACAGCUUCCUUUUGUACUUUGAGGUCUUUGCCAUUUAUUUUGUUUUACACUGUUUGUCUUGCCUGUUUCGUUGUGCGCUCUUUUCAAAUAGUUUGCAUUUUCAAAAUGGCUGCCAAGUUCCCAAGGCUCUACAGUUGGUGGAUGAAAUAUCACGGCCAAUGGCUGAUCAUCACUGUGGCAUUUGUUACUCAGGCUUUUGCUCUUCUUAUUGGCUAUUCUCAUUCUCCCCCAAAGCCCUACAAUGAAACAGUUUGGUAUCCAGAAGAAAUCAUACUAAGCUGCGAAACUAAAUUUGAUGCAUUCUCUGGUUCAGCAAUUGUACUUGUGUCUUUGGGCUCUCUUUGCUUCAUUUUCUCCUACAUGGGGAAAGACCUCCCUAAAAAUUACAAUGAAGCCAAAGCAAUAACCUUCUGCCUGCUCCUGCUGAUCCUCACCUGGAUCAUCUUUGCUACCAUACAGGUGCUUUACCGUGGCAAGUACAUCCAAACUCUUAAUGCUCUGGCAGUACUCUCCAGUCUUUAUUCCUUCCUGUUGUGGUAUUUCCUCCCAAAGUGCUACAUCAUCAUUUUUCAACCUCACAAAAACACACAGCAGUACUUCCAAGGUCUCAUUCAGAGUUACACCAAAACAAUAAGCCAGUAG
Messenger RNA from Notolabrus celidotus (New Zealand spotty), 2481 nucleotides. Its product is annotated as taste receptor type 1 member 1-like. The transcript is spliced from 6 exons. Bases 1 to 2481 code for a protein of 826 amino acids. The record is from RefSeq and is a predicted model, not a curated record. Lineage: Eukaryota; Metazoa; Chordata; Actinopteri; Labriformes; Labridae. Gene Ontology annotation, cellular component: membrane. Gene Ontology annotation, molecular function: G protein-coupled receptor activity. Gene Ontology annotation, biological process: G protein-coupled receptor signaling pathway.